Messenger RNA from Schistocerca nitens (vagrant locust), 1884 nucleotides. Its product is annotated as basic salivary proline-rich protein 3-like. The record is from RefSeq and is a predicted model, not a curated record. NCBI's taxonomy places the organism in Eukaryota, Metazoa, Arthropoda, Insecta, Orthoptera, Acrididae. The transcript is spliced from 9 exons. The coding region runs from base 41 to 1456 and encodes 471 amino acids.
CUGCAGGCACGCCGCUGUUAGAGCAGCAGCAGUGCUCACCAUGGGAAGAGUCCGACACAGCCCGCCCCCGCUCUGGCUGGGGGCUGCCGUCGCAACCUGCCUGGUGACCGUGGGAUUGGGAUUGGCUGUACCCCAGGGUGCAGGCUGGGCGCAGCUCCUGAGGCAUCGCCGCAGCAGUAACAGCUCUUCACCACCGGAGCCUCCCAAGGACGCCAACGGCCGCCCCAUGCCUCCCCCAGACGGCUACGCCCACGGAAGGGGGAAGAGGGACGCGCACAGUUUUAGUACAACCACAGCAGCCCCACUAGAAUACAUCAGUUCUGGCUGGGCGCAGCCCCUGAGGCAUCGCCGCAGCAGUAACAGCUCUUCACCCCCGGAGCCUCCCAAGGACGCCAACGGCCGCCCCAUGCCUCCCCCAGACGGCUACGCUCACGGAAGGGGGAGGAGGGACGCACACAGCUUUGGUUCUGAAACAACCACAGCAGCCCCACUAGAAUACAUCAAUUCUGGUUCUGCCAGAGAGAAGCGCAGCAGUGUUGAUGACGAGGCAGCGGCGUCACCUCACGUCCUGGAGGUGACAGGUGGCAGGAACCGUCGUUCCAGCAACCAUUCGGCGCCACCAAGAGGCCCGCCCCCCAACCGAGGGCGCAGGGCUGCUGGGGACCUUGAGAGUGCUGCUGCAGAUGGUGGAGUCGGCCAGUGGGACGAUGCACAGCAGCCAAUAGCCUUAGAGAGGGAGCGGCGCGCCAGCAACCAUUCUGGUCCUCCCAGAGGACCUCCACCCGGCAGGGGCCGCAGGCAGCUGGAGGAGGAGGAGCCAGAGGCUGUGGACGAUGAUGGCCAGUGGAAAAACACAUGGCAGCCAGUGGCAGUAAUGAGGGAGAGGCGGGCCAGCAACCACUCGCGACCUCCCAAGGGGCCUCCACCUGGCAACCAUUCAGGACGUCCCAAGGGGCCCCCACCCAGCAGAGGCCGCAGGCAGCUCGACCAACAGGCACCAGGGGCAGAGGCCGAGGACUGGGAACAGCUGGAGCAGAGUGAAUCGCCGGCAAGGGAGAGACGGGCCAGCAACCACUCGAGACCUCCCAAGGGGCCUCCACCCGGCAGGGGCGGCGGCCAGCUGCACCACUCAGCAGAGGACGAAGAGGCAGCGCACGCGAUGCGACAGCGGCGGGACUCGACAUCGGACAGCAGCAGCAGCAGCAGCGAGGACAGCGCUGACGACGACGACGACGACGAGCAGGACGAAGAAGAUGAAGACGACUCCAGCUCCCGCGGUCCGCCCCGGCGCGGCCGGCCGCCUCCGAGGGGCGGCCCUCAAGGCAGGGGCCCGCCCCCCAGGGGCUGCGGGCGCCGCCGCCCCCCCUCAGACUCCGGCACCAACUCCACCUCCACAGACACCGACACGGAGACGGUGGAGAGGUACUCCAGGGGCCGCGGCAGGAACAGGGGCUGACCGCCGCCUGAUGUGUAAACGCUUGCCAAAUAAACCAUCCCACAUGCACUGAACUACAAAAAUUCUUUGUUAUUUCUUACUUUUAUUUUCUAUCAGCCUCGUAAUCGAGCUGCAAUUUCCUAAUUAUUCAUUUAUUUGAAGGGUGGGCAACGAAAACGUUGUAAGCGCCAUUUUUAUCACGAAGCGUAUUUUCAGAGAUGUUGUGUUCUCGGUACUCUGUUGCAUGUCCCAAAACCUGACCCAGGUACCAAACCAUGGAGAAAAUCUGUGAAAAUGAGUUUAGUAGAUGGCGCAUCGCUUAUGUGACAAGCUUUGUUUUUCUGUGGAGUUUAAUAAUUUAAAAUAUUUGAGAAGUGUUUUUUGUUGUCUAUAGCUGCUGUAUUUCUGUGCUUGCAUUACUUCAAAUAAAAUGUAGUGCCUCAGUACUA